This is a messenger RNA of Microdochium trichocladiopsis, 486 nucleotides long. RefSeq lists its product as uncharacterized. The coding region runs from base 1 to 486 and encodes 161 amino acids. The record is from RefSeq and is a predicted model, not a curated record. The transcript has 2 exons. Lineage: Eukaryota; Fungi; Ascomycota; Sordariomycetes; Xylariales; Microdochiaceae.
AUGGAAUCGAACAGAUUCCCUGAUAUUGACGGAGAGUGUGAUGACGAUCAUGGUCCGGUGCGAGAACGCCGUGAAAACAUCGCCUACAGUAAGAAGUCCAAGCAGACCAAGCGCAGCAACUGUGACAUGGCCAGUCCCGCAGAUACUGCCACAUCGACCCGGAACGAGACAGUUGCAAGUUGCUCCCAUGUCACCCUAGCUGAGCCCAACCGAGGCGACAACGACCAGAAGAAUUUGAUCCGACGUCGUGCCCAGAAAGAGGACGCACACGACUCUGUAUCAUGCGCCGAUGCAUCAAAUGCAGCCUCCCCAGCUCGUGACGCGACCAACGACCGCCCCGCGGCUCUUGGCAAGUGUCGCCACUCGAAAUUGGACGACCAUAUCCCAGAUACUCACGAAAAUAGUGAUGGUGAUUAUGAUCCGGCACAGGAACCCCGCGAGAAAGUCGCGCAACGCAAGAAGCCCAAGCAGACCAAGCGCAAGUAG